Molecule: messenger RNA, 5174 nt
Organism: Argiope bruennichi
Lineage: Eukaryota; Metazoa; Arthropoda; Arachnida; Araneae; Araneidae
Product: nose resistant to fluoxetine protein 6-like
Exons: 16
Coding region: 465-3785 (1106 amino acids)
Molecular function (GO): acyltransferase activity, transferring groups other than amino-acyl groups
Source: RefSeq, a predicted model, not a curated record
GGUGCACGUGUUUCACUCAGUUGUCAUUUCCUAGUUGGAUCCGAUCUCUUUUCUAUCAGCUCAUGAAGAAGAUUCAUUAGUAUUAUCACAACUAAGUAUUCGUUAGGUUGGUAUAUUCAAGGACGUUACAAGUUUUCUCAAAAAUAUGGUGGAUUAUCUUUAAAAACCAAUUUGAUAAUUUUAUUACGAUCACGUGAUUUCAAUACUGUUUUAUUGUCACCGCCGUGGAACUUAUCACAUGAUUUAAUUACAAAUAUAGUGCACCUUAUUUUAUGUCAAUAUAAAAAUGAUUCAUCAUUGUCAAAUUUAUCUCAGUGUCAUAUCAUGUUUUAUAUUGGCUCAAAGUGGUUAGAUUGCAAAUUUUGAGUUGAACUAAAUGGUAACAAUUAGGUGCCAUAACAGAUUCCCUUCACUAACUUAUUUCUGUGUGAAAUUAAUUUGGCUAUUGUUGAUUUGAACAGACGAUGAUAUUUGGUUUUGAACCUCAUAUGAUGGUUGCCCACAAGAAGAUAAUCCUUCAAUGGGGAGCAGUGUUUCUACUUGUGGCACUAAAAAUUCACAUUGCAUCUUCAAAAUCAUUAACAGACAAUGGACUUCAUCCGCAAGAACUGAACAAUAUUUCAUCAACUCCAUCUCAUAAUAAUUCAUUUGCAGCUGAAACAGUGCCAACAUUCAAACUUUCCGGUACAUCAGAAAUUCCUGUGGAGAAUUAUAAUUUGAGUUAUACAAGCAGAAGCUAUUUGUCAAAGCUGGAGAGUGAAGUUUUGCCAAACGCCAAUAUCAAUAAUUCAUUUUCUUUUAUUCCUAAGAAGAAAGAAUUCGAAGCUGAACAUUUUCAUUUUAACUCAUCGGUUUCAUUCAACAGGACCUUGAAUGUUGAAUCUAUUGGUGACAUUGAUCAAUAUUUAGAAAGCCAAAAUGAUGUAAAACAAGCAUCGAACUUUUCUACAUUGUACCCCUUCUCUAAUUCCACCACCGGUGUUCCUGCAGAACUCCUUGAUGAUGAUAUCUUAGAUAUUAAACCUCCAGUUGUGGACAAAAUCGACAAUUCUAAUAUCACGGUAGUGAAAGAAGAAAUUGAACACUUUGGUGAAAAUAUAAAAAGACUCAAAGAAAAUGUUCAUAGUAUCAAAGAUAACCUCAGGAAGAUUUUAUUCGAAGCUGACUCAUCUGCCAAUCAAAACUCAGGAGAAAAUCAUACUGUGCCAUAUACUUUAAACAAUCGAAGUUCUCUGAUUCUCCAAAGUGAUGAAGUUAAUUCAAGAACAAGCAAUGAACUUCAUAAUUCAACUUCUGCUGUGCCAAAAAUGAUCAACGGUAGUUCUCCAAUUUUGAAACCUCACCGUAGCAGCAGCACAACUACUUUGGAUUCAAAGUUACCCAAUAAUAGCAAAACUAGUCACAUGGAUUCUUAUUCUGGACUUGCUAAUCAUAGGCGUGAAAGAAUUUCCAGUAAACCUGGAUCACUGGAAUUCAGUAAAAUAUCUGCAGUGGCUUCGAAUAUAAGUGAAGUUAGCCGUAGAGUGGGCGCGUUCUUACAAGAACAUUAUUGGGAUUCAAAAUCUGGAAAUAAAGAUCAGCAGCAAGAAGAGAUGAUUUCUAGAGGUUUAGAAAAUCUUGUUGAUGGCGUUGAAGAAUCUGAGCUUCCAUCCUCCCAAGUUCUUCAACAAUGGGUGAACUUGGAGGAAUCCUUCCGAGAAUCUGUGGAUGCAGUUGUGAGACAAGCUUUACCCUUGUUGGUGCGGGCCUCAUCAGAAAUGCAACUCAGUAACGGAUGUUACACCAGCUUCUUCCAGUUGCUUCUAGGACUCAGAAGACUCAGGCCUUGGGCGUUCCAAAUGAUAGAUGCUUUCGGUAAGCCUCCUGCUGGAAUGCUUCAAGGCACGGUUACAUCCUUCGGUGCUUAUGACGAAUGCGUCAACAUUGUGGCCAUGUCCGAUCCAAAGAAGAAGAUUCCUUCUCAGCAAUACUUUCGGGGAAAGUAUUGUACAGUUGAGAUCAAACCUCCUUUGCCUCCAAAGCCUCAGUAUUAUACCAUGUACGAGCCUGUCAGCAUUUUGGCUAAUUUUUCUAACGGCGAUGAUAACGUCAUUCGCCAAGCUGCUCGACAAGCUCACGCGUUUUAUUUUCUGACUUACCGUAUGGAUAUUUGUGUCCCUUCUACAUGUACUCAGGAUGACGUUAACAAUAUGGCACAAUUUGCUGCAAAAUAUAUUGAUAUCGAAGUCACAGUUCCUAGAUGCAGUGUCAAAGAAAGUUUAUAUUUUGAUAAGACACAGGUGGUAAUAAUAUGCAUUGUAGGAGUACUUUUAUCCUUUGUUCUCUUCGGUACCAUCUUAGACAUAAUACGGGAAAUAUUUUACAAAACGAAACUAAUAACCAAAUGUUUUACGAGUGCUUUAGUAAAAUUGUUGCUCUCAUUUUCAUUGAACACAAAUGCUGAUCAACUUUUGAACACUGAUUCAGCUCAAAAUGGACUCGACUCAGUCCACGGAAUGCGAUUUUUUGGUAUGGGAUGGUUAAUUCUUGGACACACAUACUUCAACAGUAACGUUCAGAUGUACGGAAACCUGUCGGAAGCCAGUGCUUUUGCUGAAGGGUUCUUGUUCCAGAUCAUCGUCAAUUCAACCGUAUCUAUUGAUACAUUCUUCUUCAUAAGUGCUGUUCUGUUGUCUUAUCUCACGCUUCAGGGCGCCAGCAAGCACGGUUAUUACAGUAUACCACGUCUUUUCUUCAGAAGACUCAUAAGGAUCCUUCCUACAUACAUGAUGGUCAUUAGUGCCACUUUUAUUCUUCCCCAUUUGGGCUCUGGACCUUUCUGGAACGAGACUGUGGAUCCAGUGGUAGAUUCGUGUAAGCAAAAUUGGUGGACAAAUCUUCUCUUCAUCAACAACUUCGUCACAACACCAGGACAAAGAUGUCUGGAACAUUCGUGGUACAUUUCAUGCGAUUUCCAACUUUUUAUAAUAGCUCUAUUCAUUUUAUUGGCUCUAAUCAAGCGGCCGAUGUUUGGUAUGGCCCUCAACGUUAUUAUGAUUAUGGUAUCCAUGGUGAUGACCGGACUCCUCACGUAUUACUACAAGGUACCACCAACGUUGCUAGCCAGUUUUCCGGACCCAGAAGAACGCAAAUUCUUGAAUCAUGUGAUCAUCAGCAAACCAUUCUGCCAUCUUGGUCCCUAUUGCGUUGGCUUGGCGACAGGAUACUUUUUUUACAAAUGCAAGGAAAUCAAAUUGAAGCCAUACCAUCACAUUAUCGGUUGGGGCAGUGCAAUAUCAGUGACAGCAGCUGUGGUGUAUGGAGUAUUGGAAUGGAACAAGGGUAAUUUGCCUAGCACGCCAGCUGCUUUAGCAUAUGCUGCAACGCAUCGGACAGCUUGGGCCCUUGGAUUGUCCUGGAUUACAAUCAUAUGUGUUGCCGGUUAUGGAGGUUUAAUCAACAGCAUAUUGUCGUGGAAAGUAUUUAUUCCUUUGAGUCGACUGACUUGCAUGGUUUACCUGAUACAUCCCCUCAUUCAAUACAUUCUGACUGGAUACAUUCGAGAACGUUUACAGACAAAUCAUAUCAUAUUGGCCUACUUUUUCUUUGGACAUAUCAUGACAUCGUAUGCCUUAGCUGCAGCUUGCUUCUUUCUCUUCGAUGGUCCUGUUGAAGCUCUUAUGCGUCUUAUAUUGGGAGAUUAUACAGCUCCUAUUCCAGAACUGGCGAAAACUUCAGCUAUUAAGAAAGUGCUCAACAACAAUAUAUAUGUCAACAAUCAAAAUAGCUUAAAACCCUUACCAUAAAUUCCAUCCGUCUUAAACUGCAGGCCAUGAAUUUAACAGAGACAACUAGAAAACCACUUGUCUGCAAGCGACACAAUUAAAAUGUUUCAAUACAUUAUUGAUUCUAUAUGCUCAUUUCAAACUUUAAAUGGAAAAGAAAUACAAAUUUCCAUAAAUAUUUAGAAAAAUGACAAUCAUGAACUGAAGGGGUGUUUAAAAAGGUUUUCUCGUGUCAACAGGUGAUGUAUGGAUUAGAAAAUUAUGAAUGAUGUAUGGACAAUCAUGCAAUUGAAUUCAAUCUAAAUGAUCCAUCUGGAAUGAUAACGAUAGAAGUAUCAACCACCGCAAAAUACGAAGAAAUGCUAGCACACAAAUACAUUUCGCAAGUAUUAAACUUGUCUAAAUGAAACUUUGAUAAAUGCUUAUUUAGAGACAUUUUAGAAAUGUAGUUUGAAUAUCUGUUUUUCUUUCCAAAAUAACGAAUGUGCUCAAUUCUUUUCAAGAAUGUCAUGGUUUUAGAUUUCGUACCGUUAUUUUUUAUGUGUGUCUUUGGAGUUUUCUUGAAGAUUCAUAUGAAGCCUUAUAAAGGUAUUCUCAUGUGCCAGAAACUAUAUAAUGUGCUAUGUUUUUACGAUGGAGUAAUACAUGUUUGUUCUUGCUGUUAUGUUCACAAAUAGACGCAGAUGAGAAAGAAGUACUAUAUAUUCAUAAAUAAAAAAAGCAUAUCAAAUAGUCGUAUUCUAAUCAGAAUAUGGGUGUUCAGUUUAAUACGUGUACCAAAAUAGCUGAAGAACAUCUGUUAUUUUAAAAAUGAUUCUUCAUUUUUAAAACAGCAUUAAAAUUUAUUCGUGCUUUAACAAAAUAUAAAUAUUUAAUUUUGUUACGCCAACAGUUAUGCAGUUUAAUUAAGUAUAUACAAAAUGGAUUCAUGCCCAAUUAUUUGCAACUCUUCCAACUGCGUAGGAAGAGCAUCAAAUCCGAAAAAGUAUGAAGUUAUUUCUCUUUAUAUUAGCAGUGUUUUAUCUGUGUGAAUCUGUACUCAUUGAAAAGUUUUUAUGGAUGAAUAAGAUAUACGCCAUUUAACUAUCGGUGAAAAUUUCAGAGAAAUGAUUUUCACCUUGUUUUAAUUAAUCCUGCAGUAUUUUGAUCCUUAGGUUAAUAUUUUAAUUUAUAAGGAAUUUUGAACUACUUUGAGAAUGGAUAAAAUCAUGGAAAUCGCCAAUCUUGAAUAGAAUACCGAUUACUGUUAUGAAUUUUCUAUAAUCCAAUCAAAAAUAUUUCAACUAAGAUAUUUUUGAACUUCUCUAAACUUUGCUGUACAUUCUGAAUUUUUCAACAGCUUACCUUUGUAUCUAUAUAUAUUUAUUACCAUUCUUUUAUCGGUAUUAUAUUUUCCUCAUUUUGAUUUUU